This is a messenger RNA of Dufourea novaeangliae, 1273 nucleotides long. Its product is annotated as gamma-glutamyl hydrolase-like. Gene Ontology annotation, molecular function: gamma-glutamyl-peptidase activity. Bases 97 to 1116 code for a protein of 339 amino acids. Lineage: Eukaryota; Metazoa; Arthropoda; Insecta; Hymenoptera; Halictidae. The record is from RefSeq and is a predicted model, not a curated record. Gene Ontology annotation, biological process: tetrahydrofolylpolyglutamate metabolic process. The transcript has 8 exons. Gene Ontology annotation, cellular component: vacuole.
CCGUACCAGUGAUAAUAUAUAGAGUAUAUAACAGCUCUAGUUCUUACGUUUGCGGUCCAGUUCUGUCUAAGUACUCGAGUAGUGAUUCAUUUCACGAUGUCGACGACAAGCUCACUGCACGUACUUCUGUUAAUUUUCACCAUGAGUCUUUCGGCGACAUCACAGUGUUCAGCUGCAUCUACUGAAUCUAAUCCCACCGUGAUCAAUAAUAGGCCGAUAAUCGGUAUUCUGACUCAAGAGGUAUCUCCCUAUGUAAACUCAAGAUAUGACAAUCAAUAUCACAGCUACAUCGCCGCGUCUUACGUUAAAUUUCUCGAGGGUGCUGGCGCGAGAGUUGUGCCAAUUUGGAUUGGGCAGAAGAGGUCGUAUUAUGAGGAUAUCAUGAGUAAAGUAAACGGAGUCCUGUGGCCUGGCGGAAACGCAAAUUUCGACGAUAAAAAUGGCUAUCGCGACGCGGGAUUCAUGAUAUACAAAAUUGCGAAAGAAAUGUACAAACAGGGAACGUACUUUCCAAUUAUGGGCGUCUGCUUGGGAUUCGAGUUGUUAACGUACGUCACCGCUAAUUGCAUAGAACACAGAAUACCGUGCAACGCCACAAAUCUACCCCUUUCCUUAAAAUUUACUCGAGAUUACCAAAACAGUACCAUGUUUCGAAAUGCACCGAUCGACGUUAUAGACACGCUAAAGUCUGAAAAAGUUACAUUUAAUGUCCAUCAUUACUGCGUCACCAAAAAACAAUUGCGAAAAGUUGGUGCGCUGAAUCUGCUGAAAGUACUAGCUGUUAACAACGACGAGGGGGGACAGGGGUUCAUUUCCGCGGUGGAGUCGACCAGUUUUCCGUUUUACGGGUUGCAGUUCCAUCCGGAGAAGAAUUUGUACGAAUGGAUCCUGGAACGUAAUAUACCGCACGGGGAGGACGCGGUGCAAAUCGCUCAAUAUUUUGCCAAUUUCUUCGUCAAAGAAGCGCGCAAGAACAAGAACGCAUUUAAUUCCAUCAGCGACGAAGCUCGGAGCUUAAUUUACAAUUAUCCGGUAACGUACACCGCGCAGAGGAACAUUUUGUUUCAGCAGACUUACUUCUUCAAGAAGAAUAGCACGGAGUUGAAUUACAUCUAGUGACUUGCCGCCAGCGUUGAUUAGGCUGGCACGGUGAUUCCAGCCGGCUUCGAGUCUCUAUACGGCUAUUUUUUAGGAAUUUAAUCACCGUGUUAUACAGGGCUCACCUGUACUUGUAUAGAACGACCUAACGUGUCUUUCUAACAUUUGAAGCGUU